AUGAAAAUUCCACCUGAAAUACUUGACUCUGAGAAUGUAUCGACUGGAACCGAUAUUCUACCUAUAAAACCUCAAUCCAAGACUAUAUCGUUUAAAAUGCGAGACGACUUGGCAAUGGAACGAUUUUCACAACUUAGCAUUAGUACAAGUGAUCCUUUGAGACUGAUAUAUGGUUAUCUCAAUGAACCACUUGCAUCUCUCGAAGAAGCUCUUCAACCAUUCCAUGAUCAAAUUGAUCAAUUAUCUCACUUUAUCAAAGAAGCUAAAACAGAAUGUUACUAUCCAUCAGAACAUAAUUUGACACGUGAUGAAUCAGCUGCUAUCUAUAUUUAUACAAUGAAAUGGGCUAACCACUGUCUCUAUGAUCAUUUACAAGAAGCAUGGAAAACUGAAGAUCGAGCUACGAUGAAAAGAUGGUUCAAAUAUUUGAGAUUAUUUAAAAGUGCAUUCGACAAAUUACCGGAUUCGAAGAGAAAAAUUUGGCAAGGAGUACCUUUUGAUGAAAAACUCAUAGAGAAACUAAAUUCAAAAUCAUCAUCACUGUACAUUUCUAUGGGUUCAUGUUUACCAUCAUCUAAUGAAAUUAAAGAUUAUCUCCAAAACAAUUUUAGCAAUAAAAUAAUUCUUAUUGGCUAUGAAUCUGUCAAAGGAAAGUCAAUAGCUGAUUAUACAGCGAAUUCAUGGAACGAACACAUGGUAUUUCCCGGUAUGAAAAUUGCGAAGGCAAAUUUCAGCGUAAGAGAUGCUAAUGGUUCAGUGAUUUAUCAUUUAAAAGGACAGAAUGAAAUUGAUACGAACAACGUUGAUAGCCAGGUCCAUUCUAUAACAGAUAGUAAUGAUUCACAGAAUUCUCCUCUCGAUUUAUCAAAAACCGGUAAAUUCUAUCGAUGUCUUUCUCGAUCACCUGAUGUUUUAUGCGUCAAAACUAAUAAUACUUGCGAUAGACAAAUGCUAUUAAGUCAUUUAUAUGAUGCACCAAAACUUUUAACAGAACCAAAAUUAGACUGGCAUUAUCGAAGUAUAAAAGAUUUAGCAAAAAAACAUAUUCCUUUUCUAUCUGGUGAUGGCCCUCAACGAACACCAAUCCGAAUAACAGUAAGCUUUUAA
Molecule: messenger RNA, 1107 nt
Organism: Rotaria sp. Silwood1
Lineage: Eukaryota; Metazoa; Rotifera; Eurotatoria; Philodinida; Philodinidae
Source: the annotation of a GenBank genome assembly